Molecule: messenger RNA, 654 nt
Organism: Neurospora crassa OR74A
Lineage: Eukaryota; Fungi; Ascomycota; Sordariomycetes; Sordariales; Sordariaceae
Exons: 4
Coding region: 1-654 (217 amino acids)
Source: RefSeq, a predicted model, not a curated record
AUGCGUGCCAUCACAUCCAUCUCGUUCGUCCUUCUCGUAGCACCCCUCGGUGCCCUCGCCGCCCCAACACCUUCCGAGGAUGUGAUUCCAAGUAGAGUCCUCCAAGCAAGAGCAGUGGUAACCCCAGCGCCAUGCCAACCGCAACUCAGCCCUCCUCCCACCGAGCAGGAAUCAGCCGAACGCUUCGAGAAGUUCGCCCACGCCUUUCUUGAAACCAAGAACUUGACUGAAGCGUUUGAGUACAUUGACGCUACUGCCAACGGCCCCAACGCUGCUCUCGAUGCCCUCGGUCCUUACUGGGACUCGGUCCAGAUCACCCCGUUGAGAAGAACGUUUAAAGGCGAGUUUGGGUGGUUGAAUUAUCGAACCAAUUACUUUGGCGAGAUUGUUGAUAGGUAUCGCAUGGAGGGUGGGUGUAUUGUUGAGCAUCAGUGCACCUGGAAAUCCACCGCCCUUUCAAUCACUUCAAUGACUACGAAGCGUACACCAAUAGUGGCCAGUCGACCUGAAGAGACCCCCAGUCCUCAGGCCCAUUCAUAUGUCGUAGAUUCCAUGAGUCGGAUGAUAUCCAUCGGCGCGGAACUACUCAUGGCUGUGAUGGUUCCGACACAGAAGCCUCUGACAAGGAGUGAACGCCCAUCCAGGGCCAGAUAA